Messenger RNA from Bombyx mandarina (wild silkworm), 2698 nucleotides. RefSeq names its product Neurotactin (gene Nrt). Lineage: Eukaryota; Metazoa; Arthropoda; Insecta; Lepidoptera; Bombycidae. The record is from RefSeq and is a predicted model, not a curated record.
UUGCAAAUGGCAUCUGUUUUAAAAUUAAAAUUAAACUGAAAAAUAAAGUUAAACUGGAUUACUGAAUGGAAGUGAUGGUAUAAAAGCGUUAAUCAAAAAGACACACAUCGCCAACAUGAGUACAACUGAAAUUAAUAAAAUAGAGUUUGAGGAUGAGAAGACGUUGGAUAAAAAGGAAAUUGAAGCCGAAGAGAAAGAAGUUAUGCUAAAAGCCGAAAAGGAAGCGGUUGAUGAUUUUGCGGAACUGAGAGCUGAAGCAGAAGGACCUGUAAAGGCAGCACUUUCUGGUGAUGUUACGGAACAAGGACGUGAAGUCAAGCCGAAAUAUAUACCUAUCGGGGCCAUCAAAAUGCCGGGAUUUUUCACGAAAAGUUCUGAAAAAUCGAAGGAUGAAGAAGAAAUUCAGAAAGAAACAGAUAUCUGCAAGACUGAUGAAACUUCGAAACCAAAAGGUCAUCAUUUGAAAUUCUUGCAUUCUUGUCCGUUGACUAAAUUUAUGCAUCAUCCAAAGAACGAAAAUGAUGAACACAAAGAACAGCAAAAAACCAAAAGAAGUAUAUUUAAUAUCAGAUAUCCAAAUUUUUUCAAAAAAAGUUCGCCGAGUACUGCCGAGGCCACACUAGCUUCAAUGGAAACUUUGGAUGAUAAAAUGGAUACAUCUAAUGAUGGAUUGGAAAAUGUAAAACUGGAACCUAUGGAUCCUGAAGAUGGCAAAGUGGCCACUAAACUUCCCUUGAAAGAAAGAAUUCGACAAAAGAAAUUUAUCAUUGACGACAUUGUGGUGUGCAUUGUGGCGCUCUUAGUGGCAAUGUCGGUGAUCAUUGGAAGCUUGAUUGGAGCUUGUGUCGGACCGCCAGUUGAACGACCUUUGCGUUUGGGACGUUAUAUCACCGCGUCUACCGGCUGCGGACCCGUGGAAGGUAUAUUGGAUGAAGGUGUUUACAAGUUCUACAGCAUUCCAUAUGCUGUUCCUCCAAUAAAAGAGAAACGGUUUACCUACGCACAACCAUUAAACAAUUUAUCGCUAUGUUGGAAUGAAACUUAUCAAUGCCACGUGCCUGGGCCACUCUGUGUUCAGUUUCUGGAGAACGGCACUAUUACUGGCGAAGAAGACUGCCUCACGCUCGACAUUAUGACGCCUCACGUCAGGUACGACUCACCGUUGCCCGUAGUUGUACUCAUCGGGGCUAACACACUUGCUGGCGGAAUAAGCCCAGCUCAACCAUCAGCUUUGUAUGCUCGGACCGAGGAAGUUAUUUUUGUGCGCCCCAACUUUAGACUAGGACCUUUCGGUUUUUUAUCUCUCAAUAUACUAUCCAAGUCAAAAUACCCGCAUACCUCUGGCAACUACGCUCUUAGCGAUUUGCUGGCUGCACUUCGUUGGAUCCAUUUAAAUAUUAAUCAUUUUGGAGGAGAUCCAGAAAUGGUAACCUUACUUGGUCAUCGAGCUGGAGCGACAUUAACUGCCGCUUUGACGACAGUCACCGGAGCGCACAAGCUGUACACCAGAGUUUGGCUGUCUUCACCUUCUGUAAUAUUUCCCGGAGAAGUUCUAGAGCAGUCUCAGAAGAACAACGAACAAUUCAGGCAGAUGAGUAAAUGUAAUGAUGCGGAUUGUCUGAGACGUGUGUCCAAAGAAGAGCUGUUGGCGCUCACGCCUGAUACCUGGUUCGGAAAUAAUUUUGAGACGUUGCCCCGGACUGACGAAAUUCAACGGUCUUGGUUAGUCUUGGACGGAGAGAUGUUACGUAUUCACGCGUACGAAAGUUGGCUCGAUCAGAAGACUGCAAAACAAUCUGGUAAAGUAAAAGUUUUCAAACCGAUGGUCUUCACCACGACCCUGCAUUCCGGCCACUCAGUUACUCUGAAAAACAAACACGUCAAGUGGACACCGGAGAUCGUAGAAAAAAUCAUUAACGACAGCGUCAUCGGGGAGAAGAACUUGACCGCCGCCGUAUUUACACAUUUCAAUAAGACUUACGAGGGUCUAGUAGAACUGAUUUCGUCUGUCCGAACUCUGUGCCCGCUGGUGAGCCUGGCGCGGCUGCGGCUGUCGGUCCCGCUGUACGUAGUGCGGGGCGCGGGGCGGGGGGCGGGGGGGUCGCCCGGGCUGGCCGACGUCAACGCGGACGUCAAAGCAAUUCUCGGUACUUUUGAUUCCGAGAUGCCCGAACAGCGUAGAUUCAUGGCAGUCAUCCAACACCUGUUCUACCAUUACGUCGGGCACGGCAAGCUGUCCGGUCCCGAGCCGGGCCUCGUUGCGAUUGGCCAGGACCUGCUUCCUCAGCCCAGCCUUCCCGCGUGCGAUCUACUCAUCCGAGAGGACAUCGUCCCGCGAUACGCUCACGUCGAUUAGCGAGCGGGAGCCGUACGUGUAUUACGCGAUGUUGUAGGAUAAUAAGAAAAGGAAAUGUGGCCAUUUUAAUGUUUAGAUUAAAUAACGAACCCCACGAUUUUUUAAUAACUUUUGUAACGUUUUUGUAUGUCGUGCACGUGUUUAGUAGAUAAUUCGUGUUUUAUGAUGUGUUGUGUUAGCGCAUAGAUUAAAUAAGUAACUGCCGAUGAUCAAAUCCAAAGAUUACAAUGCUCUCAAUUAGCAAUUUUACUUACUCAUAUUACUUUAUAAGGAAUAUUUUAUCAACUACUUUGUGUGAGAAUAAAUUAGGUCCUAAGUUUAUGGUGAUUAUAUUCACUUGCU